ACCAAGGCAACGGCGUCGGGGACAACGCUAUGCCCGACCUGGAGAUGGGCCAAUCCACCUUGGAGAUCGAUCAAUCCACCAUAAUCAACAUACUGCACUCCAUGCUACCCUCUGCUUCGCCACCAGCGGUGCCACAGCUGGGGCGCACGCUGUGGUGGCUGGGCUCCCUCACCCUUGUCCUGGCCCUCACCACCGUGCUCCACCUGCCAGCCGCCGGACCUGUCUUCGCCCAAUACAAGGCAGCAUACUAUACCAUCCUUGCAUUUGUUCUCUUUGUCGCAGUGCCGGUGGAGCUGGCCACCGCCUUCUUCCUGCCCAGCCACAGCCGUGAUGGCCGCCUCCGCGUCUUCGCCUGGAAUGCUAUUCUUGGAAGCUAGUCUUGUAGCAUCUCUACUUCAAGGAAAUGAAGCCAGCGAUUAUGAUGUCCUUAGCGAUUUGUUAUCUCUGCAGCUGUAGCCACUAGCCAGUGCUGAUGUAUUGCUCAAGAAUCGGUUUUGGGUUGCUCCAAGGAAAAAAUAGUGGUCACUGAGGAUGACAUGGAAGGAGGAAUAAAUUUGAUUGUCCGGCAAGUCACUGAAUGGUACCCAAGACUAAUUGCAGGGGUCAGCUUUUGUCACUAAGCACCACAUGUUACAUUCUAAGUGAACCGCAUUCCUCUAUCAAGUUACAGGGUGUCUCACGGAGUACCGAGAGCAAGACGCGCUCUGCAUUCUUUUUUCGGGAUGUUGUGCUCUGCAUUCUUCCUUACGGCACAAUUUCCAUGUGGUCUGUAUCGACGUUUUGCUGAAGCAGCGCUCACCGUGUCUGAUCGGUUUCCCACGGUGCGGCUUCUCCCACGGCACUGUGCAGAUCCUGCCGUCGCUGGAUGAGAUGCUCGUCAACGAGGCGCUCCACCAGGGGCUCAAGAUAUAUUCCAGCUGGCCCAUCUUCCCGAAGUUCUACAUUGACGGUGAGCUCUUUGGCGGACAAUUGCAAUGUGUGACGUCACUAUCGGUAUGUAUAUAUUUUUUGAGGAAUUAUCGGUAUGUAUAUAUGUUCUCUGCCUUUCCUUCUCCAAAUGUUACGGUUUAAUGUUGAAGAGUUUUUGCUAUCCUACAUGCAGUGUGAAUUGUUUUGUGAGAGAUCUGUUCUGUCUAGCAUCAGGUAUAGGAAUAUGCUGUAUUCAUUAAUCUGUCAUGUUCUGAAUUUCUGAGGGCAAUGGAACAUGUAACUGUUACAGGCAUAAGAUUUUAUCAGGUAGAUGACAAGAUACACUGGUGCUGCUUGUGGCUUAAUGGGUAUGUGGCAGUGUCAAUGUGUCGAAGCUGCAUUAGGUAAAUUAAUUCAGAACUUCACAUUCAAGAGAUAAACUGGGAGUGGGGUGCAGUCAGAGUCAGGCACUCUGUUGCCUUCCGCUUUCCUUUGUCGAAGGCAAUUUUCUUUCUCUCUUUUUUGGAAUAAAAACUGGACAUAUCGUUUGAGAAACUAUGAUAGACUAUUAGUAAGGUGUUGAUUGAAAGAAUUCUGAAAAGAACCUAAAAGCAUGAAUUGAU
Molecule: messenger RNA, 1532 nt
Organism: Hordeum vulgare subsp. vulgare (domesticated barley)
Lineage: Eukaryota; Viridiplantae; Streptophyta; Magnoliopsida; Poales; Poaceae
Exons: 4
Coding region: 30-377 (115 amino acids)
Source: RefSeq, a predicted model, not a curated record